UUGUCCGGGCAGAGCAGCAGUCAGUCCGUGCGGAGAAACCUCCGAGGAGACUUCCCAGACAAGCGUCACCGGACCGUUGAAGGGAAGAAAACACCUGGCGCGGUGCUUUUAGCUUCUGGAGACCACAACCAACCGAAGCAGCGGACGCUUAAAGGGAAAGGACCGACUCCAAAGAGCUGACAUUUUUAUUCCAACUUACCGGCUCGGCUCGCUGUCUGUCCGGCUAAUCUCUUUAGCUCCUCGGCUAGCUUCUCGCACCUUAAGGAGGAGGGGGAGAAACUGCGCUUGUCCGGACUGUCAUCUCUGCAGUAACCUCUUCCAAACUUUAAACCAUGCUCUCCUCGGUUCCUCCUUCCUUUUCCCCUCGGAGCGGGCUGCUAACAGACUCUUUCCCCGGCGAACAGUGAUAGCUUUAACAGCCCAGCUCACAAGUUGACGUGGAGGAACAACUCCUUUUUUCUUUUCCCCCAAAAGCUCGGAAUUCUCCAUUUAUUUUUUCAUUCACACGGAUUAAUAUACGUUUUCUGCCAAAUCCGGACGCAGAUUUAUCUCUUUUUGUUGACUUGAGCCCAAUAAUCCAGGUUACAGAGUGUUAGCUAUGUUUAUUUGUGGCCAGAAAGUGAUUUCAAGUGUUUCCAGAUUCCACUGUGGGACUCUUUCCUGGUUCGAGUAUUGCAACGGAAACAUUAGCUAACACACACUAGCCCCAAAAACAGCUUCUGAUUCACUUAAUAAUUAAAAGGAACAAACUUUUUAUUAUUAUUCUUAAUCCAGAUUAUCUUUUCUGCAAAGAUAGACCGCUGAUCGUGCAGGCAGAUUGUUUUUCUUCCUGAUCCGGAGCUCGUCUAGAUUUCAAAGCUGCAUUGUUUUUUGUUUUAUUUUUUAUUAUUUUCUUGGGGUUGUUUUGUUUGAGCUGAAGGAAAAGCAAACAUCAGCGAUGUCUGGCCAGUCUAUCACGGAUCGGAUCGCGGCGGCGCAGCACAGCAUGACCGGCUCUGCUAUCAGCAAGGCGGUGUGCAAAGCCACCACACACGAAGUGAGCGGCCCUAAGAAGAAGCACCUGGACUAUCUGAUCCACUGCACCAAUGAGAUGAACGUCAACAUUCCCCAGCUGGCAGACACCCUCUUCGAGCGAACAGCCAACUCAAGCUGGGUGGUGGUCUUCAAAGCCCUCAUUACCACCCACCACCUCAUGAUGUACGGCAACGAGCGCUUCAUCCAGUACCUGGCCUCCAGAAACACCCUGUUCAACCUGAACAACUUCUUGGAUAAAGGUGCUCUGCAAGGUUACGACAUGUCAACCUUCAUCAGGCGAUACAGUCGCUACCUGAAUGAAAAGGCCAUGUCCUACAGACUGGUUGCUGUGGAUUUCACCAAGAUGAAGAGAGGUGUCGACGGCGUGAUGCGAACCAUGAACACAGAGAAGCUGAUCAAGACGCUGCCCAUCAUCCAGAACCAGCUGGACGCUCUGCUGGAUUUCCAGGCCAAUCCUAACGAGCUGACCAACGGAGUGAUCAACUCGGCCUUCAUGCUUCUCUUCAAAGACUCCAUCAGGCUCUUUGCUGCUUAUAAUGAAGGAGUCAUCAACCUGUUGGAGAAAUACUUUGACAUGAAGAAGAACCAGUGUAAAGACGCUCUGGACAUCUACAAGAAAUUUCUUUACAGGAUGACAAAGCUGUCGGAGUUCCUCAAAGUGGCAGAGCAAGUUGGAAUAGAUCAGGGUGACAUCCCAGAUCUCUCACAGAAGACUAAAGGAUCAUACAUUGCCCCCAGCAGCCUCCUGGAGGCUUUGGAGCAGCACCUGGCCUCCCUGGAGGGCAAGAAGACGAAGGAGUUUAAUGCAGACACUAGAGCGUCCACCCUGUCGAGUGCCGUCUCAUCUCUGUCCUCCACUGGCAUGUCCUUCAGCCGCAUGGACGAGAAGGAGAAGCAGCAGGCCCUGGAGGAGGAGCAGGCCAGGCUGCAGGCUCUCAAGGACCAGCGCCUGAAGGAGAUCAGCAUGCAGACUCCCCCCUCUGCCUCCCCCAGCAGCCAGUCGGUCGGCAGCGCCAACAACAACAACCACAUCUCACAGACCCCGGAGUUGUUUGGCUCCGCGCUGAAUGCAAACAGCGUCCCCAACCUGAAUAGUGACCUGUUUGAUCUGCAGCCGGCCUUCAUCCCCGCUGUGCAGAGCACUCCUUCCAUCUCCAACGCCAACAGUGCCUGGGGAGGAGCGGAGAGCCAGCCACUGCAGCAGCCCACCCCAGCCAUGACUGUAGAUUUCGAUGCUGUAUUUGGGAAUAAGUCCACACCCAGUAACAACGGUCCGCAGCCUGCAGCCGGUUUUGAUGCUCUCGGAGACCUGUUAAAGCCCACAGUCACCGCGCACACCGCACCACCUCCCCCUCCUCAAAUGGCCAUUCAUCCUGGAGGAAAGCUGCUAGCCAAUGACCUCGACUCUUCUCUGGCCAACCUUGUGGGCAAUCUGCAAUUUGGAGGAAGUGCGACCAAGAAGCCAGAGAUGCAAUGGAACCAGCCUGGGGAGAAGAAGCUGACCGGUGGCCAAAACUGGCAAAAUAAGACCAUGUCGACCACACAGUGGGGCCCCGCUCCCAUGGCUCCACAGCCUAUGCCUGUGCAACAUGUGAAUGGAAUGUUCUAUACUAGUUAUGCCCCAGCGCCGAUGGCUUUCCCCAUGACCACACCACAAGUGCCUGUCUAUGGAAUGGUCCCGCCCCAGAUGGCUCAGAUGGGAGGGGUACCUGUGAUGGCUCCACAGCCAAUGAUGUACAACCAGCCUGUUCUCAGACCCACCAACCCUUUCGCACCCAUGCCAGGAGCCCAGAUGCAGUUUAUGUAAUCCAUUCAGGAGGAAGCUGAGUGCCAAAAGUGACAAACAGAGGAAAAAAGUCACGGGAGGACGGCCGAGCGGAGGGAGGGAGGGAGGGAGGGAUGAAAGGAUGGAGACACGAUCCAGAUAACCGACAGACACCAAAACGGAGGACAAGAUGUAGACGGGGGGAGGGUGGGGGGGCUGUGUCUGUGUGAAACAACUGCUUGCAUGCGUGAGAGUGGAGCUUCUCUGCGUUUAUGGUGUCACGUCUGACGCGAAGAGUGCAGAUGGAUGAGCAGAGAAGAGGGGAUGGAGGUGAUCCUACCGCACCCAGCCUGCUCAGUUCAGCUCACUAUCGAUGCUUUGAGAGCUGCAGAUUUAGCUUUAUUUCAUUCUGGUGCUACUUUGUCCUCUUCAAGUUCCUGUCUGCCUGCAACAGCAACUUGGGAGCACUUAUAAGAGAAAGUGUGUGUGCGUGUGUGUGUGUGUGUGUGUGCAGCAGUUGUUUCAGGUCUCCCAGCUCCUCUCAGCCCACCCCCCCUCACUCUCCAUUUGUUUUUACUGAGAGAUGCAGAGGCACAUUUUCUCAAGUUUGUUUCCUGUAAUUUUCAAUCUGUAUUUUUUUUUUCCUCUUGUUUAUCUUCGACAGCCUCUCUUUAAUGCUACCAGGGCUUGUACAGCAGUUUGUUGAAGCGCUAAACGGUAACCGAGCAUUUAUCAUCAUGGCUUUUGUUAGCUCUGCACACGGAGACGGGGUGUGGUGACGCAUGGGAACAAAAAAGAUAAAAGGAACUCAAGGGCUCGUCCCACUGGGGGUAAAGGCAUGGAAAUGUAUCAGGUUUUGCUGAAAUGGUUGACUGUAUCCGCAUCAUGAAAACUGCCGGUCAAUGUGCUUUCAAAGGGUUUAAGGGAUUGAGGGAUCUUUGCAUAAAAUGUCACACGAGAAAAGUGUCUUGAAAUUGAUCAAAAUUUACCCACAAUUGUUAAUGAAGCUGUGUACAUAAGCAAAACCUGUGUUUUUUCUUUUUUCCUUAUAUGGGCUGUUAACCCAUCUUUGCAAAGUCAGCAUUUUAAUAUUGUGUCUCUUUAAGAGGCUGUCAGCGAUCAUCAGGAUUGGUCACCUGUCCUAAAAUGAACCCUUUUCUUAAAGCGAUACACACAGUCAUCUAUUUAAACAGUGAAGGGAUGGUUCUGGAUGUUUGGAUCUGAGGUUCUGUUAAAAACACGUUUUCCUUUAGUAAAAGUCUAGAUUAGUGGGUUUUGGAAGCUUAUUAAGCGUCCAAAACAAAACGUUAUAUUUAAAAGAAUCUCCAAACCUAGUUUUUUUUUUUUUUCUUUGAAUUUUUGCACAUCAGAAAUAAAGUUUGGAGGAAGUGUAUCAUUAACAACCUUCCUGUGUGAAACUUUGCAGUGAUCAAAGUGCUAGUUUAUUGAUUUCUCCUAACCUCCCCCAUAUUUUUUGGUUUACUUUAAUAUCAGUUCCUGUGAUGGGAAAAGCUCUAAAGGUUUAUCCUCAUUACAAGCUAUAAAAUCCCUGCCUACAUAGUUGGACAAUUGAUAAUAGACUCUAAAAAGUCAAAUAAACUGAUGAUGAUGCUGCCACCACCAUGCUUCACAGUAGGGAUGGUGUGUUCAGGGUCCUGUUUAUGUAGUUUAGUUUUUGUUUUUAUCUUUUUAACAUCCUUUUAAAAUUAAACAAGCACCCCUUGGUUUUGGCCCCUCUUGAAUUUCCACUAACUUCAGCCUCUAAAAUCAUCUAAUCUGGAUCUGUACUAAUGGAAAAUGCUAAACGUUCUCUACUGCAGGUAAGAUAUGAAGCUGUUUGUAACUUUUUAACAGAACCACGCUUUAAAAGGCCUGAACCUUCCCUUAGAAACAGCUGCUUUUUCUGUAAGUUCAGUAUUCCGCAUAUUUUGCCCGACUAAAUUGUUGCUGAUUUAACUGUUGCCAUGCAAGGCUUUAGAGGCAGGCCAUGAAUGGGGGUGAAAGGGUAUUCUUCUGUCUAGAAGGACCAAAAAAAAAACCCAACGCCCCGUCAGAGAUCCACGCGAGGUGAUUGAUGAUGGCGGUUACAGAGUCGAGUUGAUUGAGUCACUGUAAAUUGCACUGAAUCAAAGCGAAUGGCAGGAGAUGCGCCGCUCCGCUGUAACGGACCCGUUACCGUCUGACCCCAUGAUGCUCAUGAUUUGUUUUCCUGCAUUUCUGCUUCCAUUGAGGGCUACAUCUGAGGGUCACGUUUUAAAUCAAGUUUGAUACAAAAAAGUUUUUAUCUUUUCAAAAAUCAAGAAUUGCAAAAAUGCACAUGCAAAAAAAGUUGCACUGAAGUGGCGAAGUCACCGUAGUCGAGCAUCGAGGUCUUAUUAAAGAUAGAUAUUCGGAGUACCUGGGGUUCAAAGAACUCUCGACUACAGGCCAUUUUGAUGAGUACUUUUAAUUUUUUUUUCUCCUGCCACUCUAAAGUUGAACUUGAAGCUUUGUGUCCCCCCCCCUCAGCAUAGAACGCCUCCAAACUCAUCGCCCACUCUGCUGUGAAUCUUCUAGUGUCGCCUCAGUUCUUCUAGUAGCUGAUCCAGCCUAUUUUGGCCUCUUUAGUCUGUAGUUAGUCUGUGUAGAUAUGUAAAGUGCUUACAGUGUCCGUGUAGAUCGUCCCUCCUGUGGGUUAGAAGCAGCUUCUCGUCGGUCUUGUGUUAGCUUAGCCUAUCUUCUAAUGAUCCCGCUGUAGGUUCCCUCACCACUUCCUGUCCUCUCCUCUCCGCUGAUGUCUAAAAAUGGUAGCUCUAUUACCCCUGUCAGUGUUUCCGUACUUUAGCUGUAAAUAAAACCUUUCUCUCAGGCUCUUGUUAGUUUCUCUUAAUCUCUUCUUUUCUUGCUUCUCUCAUCGGUCUCAUCUUCCAUCCAUCCAUGCCUCCUUUCGUCCCUGAUUGGACCAGCAAAGCACACGUACGGAUUUCAGGUUUUUGUGACAAAUCAAUAAGGUGGAUGAUUGUCUGGAAGUUAGCCUUGGCUAAAGGUCAGCUAAGGCACUUUCCCUCUGUUUUUUGGGUAAAAGUGAAGAUGAAGACCUAUAGAAUCCUGAAUAUUACAGCCUGGGGGAGAUACAGAUCUACAAUGUUGCCUUAAUGGAAAUUUAAAGUAAUAAAAGGCUUUAUAAAAAUCUUGAAACCACGGUUAUUGCCUCUUGUUGACGUUUUUAAAACUCGAUUAUAAAAAAUAAUCAUAAAGUAGCAUGUUUUGAGCAUUGAAUAAAAUGUGGUUAUUGUUGAACAUGUAACACUUGACAUGCACCCACACAAAAUCCCAAUCAGGUACUUUAAAGAAUUUGACCAUGAAAACGCUUAAAGUGCAGUACAGUAGUAUUUCAUCGAAAGGUCGUCCCGUAGUUAACACUUUUAUAAAGAAUGUCCUGCUCCUGAUGAUGUGUUUCCACCAAGGAUAGUUUGCUGAAGCCUUUUGUUAACUUAAGCUUCUUUUAUCCUUUUUUGAUAUGACUUGUUGAUAAUCAAGUAAAAUAUUUAAUCAACGAUUUACCUUCAUGAACUCCAGUGUAUUGAAUGUCUACAAAGUUUUGGGCUAAACCAUCAUAGUGAGCUCAUCACUACGUGACCAAGACAAAGUGAACAUUUAGAAAGUGUUAAACAAAACCCAAUAAGUAUUUCCGUCCAUUAAUAACAACUGUCUUACUGGUUAUCGCUCUUAGAGCCGUCGACAUGAAAUCAUACGCAGUAAAGAAAGACCCGGUUUCCGAACUUUAUUUUGGUCACGGACAUGGAAAAAGGCCUUUAUCAAGAUCUGCAUCCGAUAUCUGUCUCACAUUAGCCCCGUAUUCCCUAACCACCAAAUAGCGCAAGUUGUGAUCAAGAAAAAAUUUAUCUCAAUGGAAAUUCGCAAAAUGGGGCAAGAUCGUAGAGUUGAGAAAAAAAUUCAAAUCUUCUGAUUCAACGUGUUAGCGCUUCGAUGAAUUGUUUUUUUUCGGCCGUAUCAAAACCAUAGAGUUCGUAAAACAAUUAUCGUAACAUAUGAAAACACUUUUUUCGCAUCACAAGUCAGUUGAUCUGCGACUGUCCCUACUGCCUUGUGAAGAAACAAAGAAGGAAAGUCAUUUGAAGAUGUUGUCGCCCCCUGGAGAUGUUGCUGAAUUAUGAAAAAAAUGUUUACAUCCACGGCUGCCAUGUUGCUUUCAAGCGUUACCAUGUGAACAAACGUAUUCACUUGUUGAAAUACUGCAUUAGCAUUGUUUUAGAUCGGCAGCAUAUCAGCAUAGUUCUGCGCACAUUCGUAACACAGCUACUGUGACAACGCGAGUUAGCCUUCCUAUGGGUCCAGUAUUCAGGGCCCUACACCUAAAUAUAGAUGGGAAUUCCUCGGUGAGGGGAUGUUCUCGGCUGUCUACCAGCUUCUGAUCAGGGCUCCUUCAAAGAUGUCAUUCAGCAUUUUAGAUUUAGAUUGUAGCUGGUAAAUCUAGUCACGACUGCAGUGUCGGUUUUUGGGUGAAUGGAUCUCCUCUCUGGGCAAACAGCAGAAAUUCUUGACGAAUUCCCAAUCAUAACGGUAUCAUCUCUGCAUGCUCUGUUCUCUGGUUAAAACAAAAUCUGUAGCCGCUUUCUCCAGAACUGGUUUAUUUUCUAGUAUCCAGCAGUUUCUCAACAAAUGAACCAUUAGCCUUUUAUGUUUAAAGUCCGGUAACUGAGCUUUUUGGCUUGUUGAGUCUUCGUCCAAUCAUUGUGCCAGUAGUUGUUAGUGUUAUUGUAUAGGUCGGAUUCAUUCAUGGACGUUCUCGGACACUUUCGUCCUUUCCCUAACGUCUGCCUGGUCCAAAUAGGGCCCGUCCCUCUUGAAGUCGCUGCUGUUUGUAUGCGUUGCUGUAGCAUGAAUCCAGUACAGUGGAGGAUGAGCUUAGAUGUCAAAUCCAAACAUCUGAUUGCUCCGAUUGUAGCGGACAUUGAAAGAGCGUCCCUCUCUCUGGCGAACACCCGCUCGGUGAGUUCGUGGCGUUGUCUUUCUCUAUGUUUGUGUCCUCAGAGCAUCACAGUGGUGGUGACCUCCCUUUUGUUGUCCAACGAUUGAGCGACUGAUCAGACUCCAAUAGUUGUCCGUUGCCCAGGAGCCGUUCAGGCAGAACCGUAAAGGUUUGGGACUGUUGAUGAAUGAGCCAGUACAUCUCAAAGCAUUGCCAAACUUCUGUAUUCUCCCAAAGAGCUCGCAUUGUGUUUUAUGUGCAGCACACGUCCUCUGUGGACGACCCGUCCUCUCUUGGGCGGCGUUUGUGUUAGAGCCAGACCCCCCCCUCCACCCUUGGAAGUGAAAUGAACAAAGAGAGACUUUGAUAGAUGUCCUCGUCUUGUCAGUGAGUUGGUGUGUUCAAUCAAAGAUCUCUUUGUGCACGCUUUAUUUUUAUGUUGUUUCUUUUUUAAUCACAUCUGUGUUUUUUGCUAAACAAAAAAAAAA
This is a messenger RNA of Cyprinodon tularosa, 8260 nucleotides long. RefSeq names its product phosphatidylinositol-binding clathrin assembly protein. Gene Ontology annotation, cellular component: extrinsic component of presynaptic endocytic zone membrane; clathrin-coated pit; clathrin-coated vesicle. NCBI's taxonomy places the organism in Eukaryota, Metazoa, Chordata, Actinopteri, Cyprinodontiformes, Cyprinodontidae. Bases 938 to 2842 code for a protein of 634 amino acids. The record is from RefSeq and is a predicted model, not a curated record. Gene Ontology annotation, biological process: clathrin coat assembly; clathrin-dependent endocytosis; synaptic vesicle budding from presynaptic endocytic zone membrane. The transcript is spliced from 21 exons. Gene Ontology annotation, molecular function: clathrin heavy chain binding; phosphatidylinositol-4,5-bisphosphate binding; SNARE binding.